CUUUACCCUGUAGUUGGCCUAAAAUUGCUUGCAGGACGUUGGUGGUCCAAAGCCAGGUUUCUGUUUGUUACUAUGAUAGGAUAUAUAAUGCACUUCUGCUUUUUCCACUAUGUAACUGGUCUGUCAGUUGUAGGUGCUAUCUUUUGCAACAUAACUGUGCGCACAGUUUUUGCCAUUCCUUACAUCCACGUCAACAUUUUUGAACACAUUGGUUUACCUAUGUACGAUGUCAAAAAGCGUCCCAAGAGACUGUACCAGAUGGCAUCAUCAGCGCUUAGUCUUCCCCGUAAUCCUCUACUUGAUUUCUCCUUUGGUCACUCAGUAAUCAGCUGUCAUGUGGAGCAUCAUUUAUUUCCACAACUGUCCGAUAACAUGUGCCUAAAGAUCAAACCUGUGGUAUCCAGUUACCUUAAGAGCAAUGGCCUCCCCUAUCAUGAAGCACCUUAUCUCAGCCAGCUGUGGAAAUUUUACAACAAUUAUGAUGAACUUAUGGUCAAAGCACCACCAAUCACAGAGUUAAUUGGUAUCCAGUAAAGCAGUAAUUUAAUAGUUUUCAAGAGCAGAUGGCUUUCCCACUUAACUAACAAAUGUGCACUAUCUUGUUAAUUGCAGUUGUGAACAGUGUAACUGCUAACAAGUUGCUUGUAACUCAGAACUGUAAGGUGUAAAUUGUGCAUCAUUUAGGUUGGUUUAAGAAGAGUCAUUCAAGACUUCAUAUAAAUAAUUCCUUCUUAAUUCAACAACUUUUAAUGGACUUUCUAUUGAAUAUUACUUUCAAAGAGUUCCCUCACCA
Messenger RNA from Porites evermanni, 793 nucleotides. Lineage: Eukaryota; Metazoa; Cnidaria; Anthozoa; Scleractinia; Poritidae. The record is from the annotation of a GenBank genome assembly.